Molecule: messenger RNA, 4254 nt
Organism: Galeopterus variegatus (Sunda flying lemur)
Lineage: Eukaryota; Metazoa; Chordata; Mammalia; Dermoptera; Cynocephalidae
Gene: WDR13
Product: WD repeat domain 13
Exons: 9
Coding region: 535-1992 (485 amino acids)
Cellular component (GO): nucleus
Molecular function (GO): promoter-specific chromatin binding; protein binding
Source: RefSeq, a predicted model, not a curated record
CGAUUCGCUGUGCGCUCGGCAGCUCUUUCUGGUAGCAGGCGGCCAUCUUGCCUGGAGCCUGAGAGAGGGAGAACACCGAUAGAAGGAACGGUCGACACUGGUCUCAGGGCCGCCCCGGGGGCCUCAAGAGCUGGAGGCAGCCCCGGAGGUGGUCCCCGAUCCCGGGCUAUGCUCUUGGACCCGAGAAUGGAAGGCAGAGAGCGGAGGGGGCAAGAUGGGUGGGGAAUGUCAAGCAAGGAUUGCUAGGUGGGGGUGGGGCGUUGCUAUGGCGACUGGGGAAGGCGGGGUCAGGUGUGAGUCGCCUCUGUGACUCACCCAGGCGCUGCCCUAGAAGGACAGGGCUGGGGGUGAUGACCAUGUUAACUGACGGGUGGGAUUCCGCGACAUCCCCGGCGUAGAAGGAUUUGGUGUCUAUGGCAACGUUCACCUGGCGUUAAGGGACGGAACUAAAUUCCUUUGCUUGGGACGCUGACAUUCCAGGCCUUUGUCCUGCAGGCUCCCGCGGGCGGACACGCCAGAAGAGGAGGCCGGGGAAUGGCCGCGGUGUGGCAGCAAGGCUUAGCAGUAGACGCGAGGUACAACGCGUACCGCACACCAACAUUUCCACAGUUCCGGACCCAGUAUAUUCGUCGGCGCAGCCAGCUCCUGCGGGAGAAUGCCAAGGCUGGCCAUCCCCCAGCGCUGCGUCGGCAGUACCUGAGGCUGCGGGGGCAGCUGCUGGGCCAGCGCUACGGGCCCCUCUCCGAGCCAGGCAGUGCUCGUGCCUACAGCAACAGCAUCGUCCGCAGCAGCCGCACUACCCUUGACCGCAUGGAGGACUUUGAGGAUGAUCCUCGGGCCCUGGGAGCCCGUGGACACCGCCGUUCUGUCAGCCGCGGCUCCUACCAGCUGCAGGCACAGAUGAACCGUGCCGUUUAUGAGGACAGGCCGCCUGGCAGUGUGGUGCCCACGUCGGUGGCAGAGGCAAGUCGGGCCAUGGCUGGGGACACAUCGCUGAGUGAGAACUACGCCUUUGCGGGCAUGUACCAUGUCUUUGACCAGCACGUGGAUGAGGCAGUCCCAAGGGUGCGCUUCGCCAAUGACGACCGGCACCGCCUGGCCUGCUGCUCACUCGACGGCAGCAUCUCCCUGUGCCAGCUGGUGCCUGCCCCACCCACCGUGCUCCGCGUGCUGCGGGGCCACACCCGUGGUGUCUCUGACUUCGCCUGGUCUCUCUCCAAUGACAUCCUCGUGUCCACCUCGCUUGAUGCCACCAUGCGCAUUUGGGCCUCUGAGGAUGGCCGCUGCAUCCGGGAGAUCCCUGACCCCAGUGGUGCUGAACUGCUCUGCUGCACCUUCCAGCCUGUCAACAACAACCUCACUGUGGUGGGGAAUGCCAAGCAGAAUGUGCAUGUCGUGAACAUCUCCACGGGCAAGAAGGUGAAGGGUGGCUCCAGCAAGCUAACAGGCCGUGUCCUCGCUCUGUCCUUUGAUGCCCCUGGCCGGCUGCUCUGGGCGGGUGAUGACCGCGGCAGUGUCUUCUCCUUCCUCUUCGACAUGGCCACAGGGAAGCUGACCAAAGCCAAGCGUCUGGUGGUGCAUGAGGGGAGCCCUGUGACUAGCAUCUCUGCCCGCUCCUGGGUCAGCCGUGAGGCCCGGGACCCCUCACUGCUCAUCAAUGCCUGCCUCAACAAGCUGUUGCUCUAUAGGGUAGUGGAUAACGAGGGGACCCUGCAGCUUAAGAGAAGCUUUCCUAUUGAGCAGAGCUCACACCCUGUGCGCAGCAUCUUCUGCCCGCUCAUGUCCUUCCGCCAGGGGGCCUGCGUGGUGACGGGCAGUGAGGACAUGUGCGUGCACUUCUUUGAUGUGGAGCGGGCGGCCAAGGCUGCUGUCAACAAGCUGCAAGGCCACAGCGCGCCCGUGCUUGACGUCAGCUUCAACUGUGACGAGAGCCUGCUGGCCUCCAGCGAUGCCAGUGGCAUGGUCAUCGUGUGGAGGCGAGAGCAGAAGUAGGGUCCUACUGGCUCCGCCACUGUCCGCCGCCAUCCCACCCCCACUACCCCCGCCUCGUGUUGUAAAUAAAGUUGGGGCGGUUGUGCUGAGGGCUGGCUCCCAGCUCUGCCAAGAGCUGGGGGGGAGCGGCUGCUGCUGGACCUGAGGUGGGGUGGGCCCUUUCCCCCCCUGCCUUCCUGUGUCACUGUACCCGUUCACUGAGCUAGCAGUGAUCGGAUGUCUGCUCAGAAGCAGGCUUUGCUUGAAGUGUUUCACUGUCCUGUGUUUGACAGACAUUAUUGAGUGCCCACUAUGUGCCAGGAACUGUUCUAGGCACAAGGGAUACAGCUGUGACCUAAACUGACAGAAGCCCCUGCCCUCAUGGGGCUCGCAUCCUAGUGGGGGCAAGUAGACAGUCAACAAAACCAUGUUAAUAAGUCAGCUAAAGACCUAGUGGUACCCAGAAGUCUAAAGUGAGGAUGGGAGAAAGAGUUGCAGCAGUGGGGGGUUGGGCUCUUUUUGGUGACUUCGUUUGGGAAGACAUUCUUGAAAGAGUGACAUUUAAACAAAGACCUGAAUGAAGUGAGAGGGAGCCAUACUGUGUGGGGAAGAACAUUCUAGGCAGAGGGAAAAGCCAGGACAAAGACACUGAGGCUGGAAUAUGCCAGAAAGAUCAUUGUAUAGGCCAGAGUGUGAUAGCAGAUGAGGUCGGACAGGCCAGGUGCCAUAGGGCUUCGUGGGCCACAGUGAGGACUUGGGCUUUUCUUCUGGGUGAGGGGCAGUCCCCAGAUGGUUUUGAGCAGAGGAGGGCAGGAUCUGACUUUGUCAUAACAUGCUCCCUCUGGCUGCUGUGAAGGGAACACACUGUAGAGGUGAGGGCAGAAGCAGGGGACCACUGCGACAGCAAUGAUGGGGACCAACAGCAGGGAGUGACAGUGGAGGAGUAGUUGGGUUCUACCCUGGGGGGUUCAUCAUAUUAGGCUGCAGGACUCUGCUGUCUCCUCAGGGGGCUGAGUGUCCCAGACGUGACAGCCCCUCCCUGGGCCCCACAGCUGUCUGUGCAUCAGGUUGUCUCCCACCAGUUAGUGCAGAGGUGGUGAGUGCUUGGAGUGCCAAGCUGGUGCAGGGGCAGCCAUGGACCUGAAGGCUGAGCUAGGGGCCCUGCCAUGGGACAGCAGUGAUGGGGAAUCUUUCUCCACCCCCAGAGAAACCCUCCAACCACCCCUGUCUUCUCCCAUGCCCAUCCAAGUCCCAAAUUCAAGCCAUGGAGCAACUCAGAGACCAAAAGGUGAUGCUCAGUAUUUGAGGGAGCCUUCAGUGAGGAGAGAAAGGUUGGGUAUUGACAGGGGAACAAAAACCAAAAUCCCUUGUCAAUAGCCAGAAAACGUCAGUGUGACCAGAAAUUCAAAGAGCCUCUCCUCCAGCUCAGUGCACGGCCACAUAUCCAUCAAUUGGAACCGUGGCUAACAUCUUGGGACCUUAGCGUCAAUCCGCAGAGUCACAGAGACUCCAACCUGGGGACUCGUGGCUAUGAUUUAUUCUAGCAAAAAGAUGCCAAGCAAAAUCAGCAAAGGGAAAUGGUGCAUGGGGGCCAAGUCCAGGGGAGACAGGCGUGAGUUCCCCCAGUAACGGGUUGUGACAACCCAUGUAAAAUGUUGCCAACCAGGGAAGCUCAUUAGAAACUUAGUGCCCAGGGCUUUUAUUGGGGGCUGGUAACAUAGGCACCCCCUUCCUGUCACAUACCCCAAUUCCAGACUCCUAGAAGUAAAACAGGUGUUCAGCAGAAACCACAUUGUUUGUACAAGCAGUUUAGGCACCGUGAGCCACUCUUGUCAUUUAGGAAAGGGUGAAAACCCCUCCUGAAAUCUAAGUUCCCAGAUACCAGCCAAGGGCCACCCUCAAAGCAGGCCUUUGCAAGAACAGUAGGUCAGGCCUGUUUUGCUAACUCUUCUCUGCGUGGUCUGCAACACCAAACAGAUGCUCAGUUUCAGCCAAGGUCUGUGGAUGGCAAGAUAAUUUGGGGGAACCUCAUUUUUCUCUAACGCUUUUUCUUUUCCUCACGCUCUUUAUGUUCUUUAUUGAAUCUGGAUUCAAGAUGAUUGAUCAUGAUUUUCAUUGUGCAUGAUUUUGGGAGUUUCCUCCUUGUGAAAUUUUGAGGUGGCAGAAUUGACAUUCUACUUUAAAUUUAUCUUGGUGAUGCUAUUUUUUGACUCACAACCUAAGAGGAAAUAAAAUAAUGGGCAAAUAAUAAAGAAAGAAUAAAAAAUAAUGUUAUCAGUCAAA